Molecule: messenger RNA, 1426 nt
Organism: Cucurbita pepo subsp. pepo (vegetable marrow)
Lineage: Eukaryota; Viridiplantae; Streptophyta; Magnoliopsida; Cucurbitales; Cucurbitaceae
Product: putative lactoylglutathione lyase, chloroplastic
Cellular component (GO): cytoplasm
Molecular function (GO): metal ion binding; lactoylglutathione lyase activity
Source: RefSeq, a predicted model, not a curated record
AUGGUGAGGAUAUUACCAAUGGCUUCCACAUUGCGACCUUCCAUUUCGUCAUUUAGGUUUGCUGCUGCCUCUCGUUUGGCUCAUUCUCUCACUUCUUACACCCCUACUCGGAGGCUGCCUUCAUUUCAUCUCGGUUUUGCUGUUCCCCAGGCCCAAUUCUUUGGUCUAAACACUUCGAAGUUGUGGCAAAAGGAGCAUAAUAACACCAUAAGGGUGGCCAUAAAUGGAUCUGUAGCACAGGCUAGCACAACAACCAGUCCAGAAAAUAUUCUUGAGUGGGUGAAAAAGGAUAAGAGGAGAUUUCUUCAUGUUGUCUAUCGUGUUGGAGAUUUGGAGAGGACCAUAAAAUUCUACACUGAGUGCCUGGGUAUGAAGCUGCUACGAAAACGUGACAUACCAGAGGAAAGAUAUACAAAUGCAUUUCUUGGAUACGGUCCUGAAGAUGCUCACUUUGUUAUUGAACUCACUUACAAUUAUGGAGUUGACAAGUAUGAUAUUGGAACCGGAUUCGGACAUUUUGGUAUUGCAGUUGAAGAUGUUUCGAGGACGGUGGAACUUAUAAAGGCCAAGGGUGGAAAGGUUACCAGAGAACCUGGUCCUGUUAAAGGUGGCAGUACUGUGAUUGCCUUUAUCGAAGAUCCAGAUGGCUAUAAGUUUGAACUCUUGGAAAGGGGGCCUACUCCCGAGCCUUUAUGUCAAGUAAUGCUUCGUGUAGGUGAUCUUGAUCGAUCCAUAAAUUUUUAUGAGAAGGCUUUUGGCAUGGAAGUCCUUCGCAAACGAGAUAAUCCAGAUUAUAAGUACACGAUAGCAAUGAUGGGAUAUGGCCCUGAAGAUAAAAAUCCUGUACUGGAGUUGACUUACAACUAUGGAGUUACUGACUACGAAAAAGGCAAUGGUUAUGCCCAGAUUGCAAUAGGCACAGACGAUGUCUAUAAAACUGCAGAAGCAGUAAAACUUUAUGGAGGGAAGGUCACCCGAGAACCUGGACCAUUACCUGGUAUCAACACCAAAAUUACUGCAUGCUUGGAUCCUGAUGGUUGGAAAACGGUUUUUGUAGACAACAUCGAUUUUCUUAAGGAGUUGGAGUGAGAGAAUCAUGGAAUUAAUGCCUGCCAGUUCCGUGCCAGUUGAGACCCAAGCCCAGCUUGAAAAUAAUUCUUUAUGCUUGCGUCUAGCUUCGCGCUGAUUGAAUAUAGAAAUUGUCUGUAUAUGCCAUGAUGUCUUGAUAAUUUGCUAUUAGGCUUGCAUAAUGAUGAUCAAGUGUAUUUUAGGGUUUGAAAGGCUUACCUGCAUGAGUUAAAAUGAAUAAACUUACAGUUCUCUGUAAUGUUUAUUUAUUGAUUUUAACAGCAGAGCUGUGGCAUAAAAUUUUUGACACCCAACUUAAGUUUAGUUGUAUGGUUCAGAAUUCAAGUUCCAUUCCCCA